Molecule: messenger RNA, 1422 nt
Organism: Laetiporus sulphureus 93-53
Lineage: Eukaryota; Fungi; Basidiomycota; Agaricomycetes; Polyporales; Laetiporaceae
Exons: 3
Coding region: 1-1422 (473 amino acids)
Source: RefSeq, a predicted model, not a curated record
AUGGCAGCCGCACAACUAUGGCUCGCUCUACCUGCGGAGAUGAAGUUGUCCGUUGUCGAUCUCCUUGAUUUCCAAGAUGUCAAGGUCCUUGCCACAGUGAACAGAGAGGCAUACUCUCUAUGUGUUUCAACCAUGUUCAAGCAUGUGAAAAUUCCCGACUACGAGAGCCUGCGGACGUAUCUGUCCACCGUACCCAUCAGCCACAACCAGUACAUCCAGCAUCUGUCAAUCUGCACCAAGCCCAGCGCUCAUCAUGCGGCGGAUGCUCCAUCUGCCAAUCGUCGCACUGUAACAGAUGCGGUUCUCGAGCUGGUUUCUCACUGUCCUCAAGUAGAAGACUUGACAUUGUCUCUACACGGGUCCCUGUCCAAGAGCAUCAUCCCCUGUUUCACCAAGCUGGGCUCUCUGACGAAGCUGUCCAUAAAUCACUGCGGAGAUGAAAGUUUGAACCCUUUGAGUGAACGGUUGGUUGUCGCGAUAGCAGCUUCGAUUCCGAAGCUUACCCAACUAUCUCUCGACCGCAUUACUCGAUCCGCUAUCCACGCACCCGAACUCAUCGGUGUGUAUCCUUUCAUUCCGCUUGUUGCGGGAGAUGAGGAUAUACCCCCUCACGCGCUGCUUGACUCCGAGCUGCGUCUUCCGUCGCUGCUCCGCCUGCCCACCCUUAAGAAGCUGCGCAUCCGAGAUACUCAUCUCGGAGACCCACAAUGGACCUGCACCCCCGUAGCAUGCUCCUUGGAGGUUCUUGACCUCGGGAGCUGCUAUCAUGAAUCCAUCGAUUUCAAUCGCAUCUGCACAGAGCGCAUCAUGGGCAAUGUCGGGCAUACAGUGGACGAGUUUGCCCUCAACACUGCGCUUUCCCCGCAAACCUUCGAGUAUGCGAAGCACAAGGAACCUCCUCUGAAGCGCCUCCGGAAGGUCCACCUUACCCCGCUUUUCCCAGUCGAGAACGUCGUCGAUACCUUGACGACACUCUCGGGUUCGCCAAUAGAGCAGCUCUCCGUGCAAUGCCACGAAGACGACGUGCUGGACAUGUGUUCUGCGCUGGAGGAUUUUCUCAGGCUUAGAGCGGAACGUGGCGAGCAAGCGCUGUACCAACAUCUCACCGAGAUUACUGUGAAAACGGUCAGCGACCUCGCUGAUGGCCUCUUUGGUCCAUUCAGCAAGGAGCAGUCCUCGUCCACUGGGGAGCUCCUCGUGGAGCAUGCCGAGGCCGUACGGCACCUGCAGGCCUUCCUUCGAGACCUUCGGCGACCGCGCGAUGAAGGAGAUGCAUCCGAGGGCCAGUUUCCAGCUAGCAGUCAAGUAUCAGGGAGCGACAUCGAGAAGUCCCCGGCGAUCGCUGUGGCUGGCGAGAUCGAUCACGACACCGGACGACUCAUGGCUGAGCGGCUCAUAACACCAGUGUCCAAAGCAGACUAG